AUUUGAUUAAUGUUUCUCUGUGGUGGAAAGAAAUAAAAAACUUAAAUGAGAACCUUAGCACUAGAAUCUCAUUUAUUUACAUUACGAAAUAAUACAGAAGACAUUCUAAAAAUAUUCUAUAAUGCAGACAAGAUGCAAUAUGAAAGCCAAGAUAAGGAUAUGUUGAUAAAAGGAAAAAAGCUUUAAGAGUUACAUUAAUUCAAUGAAGCUACUUUAGUUUAAUAGAUAGAAGAUUAAAUUGUUGAUAUUGAAAAGGCUAAGUUAAAAAAGCAAACAAAAUUAGAUGAAAUUUAUGAAAUGGAAAGAGAGAUUUUAUAGAAUGAAAUAGAAAUAUAAGUAAUAAAGAAUCUUUUGAAGGAUGAUGAAAAAAUAGUUAAAAACUUACAAAAAUGUGAUAUUAAAUUUGCAUUAGAUCUUCAAGAGAAAUACAGAUAAAGUUUGGAAGAAAUAGAAGAAGAAAUUUCAUAAAAGCCACCAAUGAGAAGUGAGGGAUCUGGUAAUCUUCAGAAUUAAUCAUAAGAUUAGAGAUAAUCUUCAUCUUCUUGAGUAAAAUUAUAA
This is a messenger RNA of Paramecium sonneborni, 558 nucleotides long. Lineage: Eukaryota; Ciliophora; Oligohymenophorea; Peniculida; Parameciidae. The record is from the annotation of a GenBank genome assembly.